AUGGCUGACAUCGAAAUCCCCGCCGGUCCGGCUCCUAUGGAAGUCGUUGAUGAGCAAGGCCCAGGCCUUUCAAAUCCCUCAGGAAAAGCCAAGGGCCGGCACCGCGUGCUCUGUGGUGUGCAACGAAUGUCGUCCACGCCUUCGUUGGCGAGGAGUGGCCGCACUAGAUCACACAGCAAUCCUCAACGUCCGAGGGGGAACGUUUCCUGCGUGAGCUUGGCAGGACCCUCAACCGCGGGGACCUCGUUCACUGGCGACUCUUAUUUCCCCGCAGGCGCAACAGCAUCAGGCUAUGCCAGUGCCUCAUCUUCCGUUCCAGGAACACCAUCUAGCGAAAUCAUCCAGUUCGUAGGCAUUGAUGGCCGACUUGCUAUUCGCCGGGUCGACAAUGUCUUCCCUACUACGCAAUCACCGGGAGCCCAAACCAUUGGACUCCCAUCCGAUUUAAGGACGACGAUUAAAGCCCAGGUUGCCAACCCCGCGGUUCCCAAGCGUGGCUUCAACUUCUGGGAGAACAUGCCACACGAGAUGCGCGUGCACAUCUUCUCCUAUCUAUCACCCAAACAGCUUGUACGAGCUUCACGAGUUAGCAAGACUUUCCACAAGAUCUGCUUUGAUGGGCAGCUUUGGACGUCUUUUGACGCCACGGAAUUUUACCAAAUCAUCCCUGCCGAAUCUCUUGCAAGAAUCAUCGUAGCCGCUGGGCCCUUCAUCAAGGACCUCAACCUCAGGGGCUGCGUUCAGGUCGAACACUAUAAGAGGGCCGAGGUAGUCGUCAAGGCCUGCAAGAACUUAGUCAACGCGACGCUCGAGGGAUGCCGCAACUUCCAGCGCAACACGUUACACAGCCUGUUGAGAACGAACGAUAAGCUCGCUCAGCUCAAUUUGACUGGUUUGACAGCGGUUACCAACAUGUCGUGCAAAAUCAUUGCCGAGUCAUGUCCGCAGCUGGAGAUGUUCAACGUCUCAUGGUGCGUACAUAUGGACGCGAGAGGUAUCAAGGCAGUAAUCGAAGGGUGUCCGAGGUUGAAGGAUUUGAGAGCGGGAGAGGUCAGAGGAUUCGACAAUCUCGAGGUCGCCGAAACGAUAUACAAGACGAACAGGCUGGAAAGACUGGUUCUGAACGGCUGUGCCGAGCUCAACGACCGCGCGCUCAAGGUCAUGGUUCACGGCGAAGACCCCGAAAUCGAUAUCCUCACCGACCGACCGAUCGUUCCCCCGAGGAAAUGGCGUCAUCUCGACCUCAGCCGCUGCGCCCGUCUGACUUCCCAGGGCGUCAAGGCUCUGGGAUACAACGUCCCGGAACUCCAGGGCCUGCGCCUGUCCGGCUGCACCGCUCUCACGGACGCCGCGCUGGAGCCAAUCUUCGCAUCGACUCCGCGCCUCACACACAUUGAGCUCGAAGACCUCUCCGACCUCACAAACGCCCUCUUCUCAGAACACCUGGCCAAGGCACCCUGCGCGCCGUGGCUGGAGCACCUCUCCAUCAGCUACUGCGAGAACCUCGGCGACAGCGGCGUCCUCCCCAUCGUCAAGAACUGCGUCAGCCUCCGGGCUAUCGAUCUCGACAACACCCGCAUCAGCGACCUUGUCCUCGCCGAGGCGGCCUUCAUGGUCAGCAACCGCUCCCAGAGCAACGCCGUCAAGCCAAAACCCAAGGUCGGCCUGCACAUGGUCGUCUACGACUGCCAGAACGUCACCUGGACCGGCAUCCGCGAGGUCCUCUUCCGCAACGCGCAGUCCAAGCCGUCCAUGGCCGAGAUUGGCAAGUUCGCCUACGCGUCCGAGGCCAUUGGCCUCAAGUGCUUUUACAAGUUCCAGAUGACCGUCGACGAGCACAUGAAGCGCGUGCUCCGCGGGGACCUCGCUGCCGCCAACCGCCUCGAGCACCGGUGGGCCGAUUACAUGCAGGCGAGCGAGGAAGCCGGGACCACGGGCGCCGGUCACCGCCGGCGCAGACGAAGAGCGAGGGAGGCGCAAAUGUUGCAUGCCGACGAGGAGGAGGGCGGUAACGGCGGUCGGAGGCGGGGUCGAACCGUCGGGGCGUGCACGAUUAUGUAG
This is a messenger RNA of Colletotrichum abscissum, 2061 nucleotides long. RefSeq names its product F-box domain-containing protein. The transcript has a single exon. Gene Ontology annotation, molecular function: protein binding. The coding region runs from base 1 to 2061 and encodes 686 amino acids. The record is from RefSeq and is a predicted model, not a curated record. NCBI's taxonomy places the organism in Eukaryota, Fungi, Ascomycota, Sordariomycetes, Glomerellales, Glomerellaceae. Gene Ontology annotation, cellular component: SCF ubiquitin ligase complex. Gene Ontology annotation, biological process: SCF-dependent proteasomal ubiquitin-dependent protein catabolic process.